Molecule: messenger RNA, 2834 nt
Organism: Colius striatus (speckled mousebird)
Lineage: Eukaryota; Metazoa; Chordata; Aves; Coliiformes; Coliidae
Gene: NFAM1
Product: NFAT activating protein with ITAM motif 1
Exons: 6
Coding region: 73-918 (281 amino acids)
Biological process (GO): regulation of B cell differentiation; positive regulation of B cell receptor signaling pathway; positive regulation of cytokine production
Cellular component (GO): membrane raft
Molecular function (GO): transmembrane signaling receptor activity
Source: RefSeq, a predicted model, not a curated record
UUGCCAAAAACGGUGUGUGCCCAUCCCGGCCGUCCCUUCGCCAACGGGAAGGUAUCAACCAGCUGCCCAAGCAUGGAAGUGACUGACAAACCCCCAUCUCUUUUGCCUUUUGGAUCUUCAUGUCUGGUUGCUUUCAUACAGCCUUUGGCCCCCACCAUGGCCUCUAAUCUAAAAGUCAUCUUCCUGUUCCUUUGGUUGCUUCAGUGUGGAGGGGAAAAUGUCAACGUGGAGCAGAAACCGCCAAUCCAGGUUGCACUGCUCAAGGAGGGAAUAUUCAUCCCUUGUGAAGUCACCUUCCCUUACAUGCCGAAAUACACCACGUUUACAAUCGUCUAUUACUGGAUUAAUUCACUGGGCCAGAAAAAUGACAUCUGCAAUAGACAGGAAAACGUAGCCAUCCCAUCUGGAAAGGAGAAUAAGACUGUUACUGUAUCUUACAACUACAGAAUCACACCACUUGAAAACUCUUCUACUGGCACAUACUACUGCAAGGUCGCGUGGAACAGCAUCGAGAAAAUGGGAAAGGGAGUGUUUGUCCUUGUUAGAUGGUACACAGAGACCUCUUACGGGUGGGAAAUCCUCGUUACCUUUACCAUUCUUCUUGCUGCAUUGAGCAUCACUGCCACAGCUCUGCUUCUGUGGAAGAGAAAGGUGAUAUGCCCUAGAAGGAACCAGCUAAAUAUCCUGAGACAGAAGGUGGAAAGGCAGCCCUCUUCAGCGAGCCCACCACCACCAACACCGCCACAAUCACAACCACCUUCUGUCUAUGACAGCCUGGAUUUGCAGCAAGUCGAUGUCUAUUCUAUCCUCGAGAGCAACACAAACACCCUGUCACCCAGAAAGAGUCCUUCAGGGAAGACACCUAAGAAGCAAGCAACUUUAGAAGACUCUUCUGACAUAUUGUAUGAGAAUAUCUAACAGGGAAAAUCAGACCCUACACAGACGAGACACCUUCCUGUACAGCAGAACUAUUCUCUUACAUCCCCAGUUUUCUGCGGAGAUCUGGAGUGACUUCAGGGCACAACCAGGAGGGAAUGGUGAACUGCUGGCUCCUUCUGAACUGCCCCUCGUUGACAACAGGAAGCAUUUGUUCUCGGCCUGCACUGAUGCAGCAAAGCUAUUUUGCAGCAAAGCCGUUUGAUGCAAAAAGAAAAGCUCUUUUUGUCAAGCACUCACCCGUUUCUUUGACAUGGUGCACGUGGGAUCCAUGCAGGCUUCUCUCACCUGGCAUGGCUGAAACACUUAAAUCUCGGUCCUCUCUAAAUGAUAGGACAGUAUGGAGACCUCUCUUCUUGCUGGCUUCAUCGUCCAAUCCUGACCUGCAGCAGUCCAUCUGAUCCUGUGCCUGCAGCUUUCCUGACAUGGCCGUCAGGCCUUCAUACAUAGUUUAACUGAGAUCCAAGCUUCCACCUGCCCUUUUCUCAUUUCUCAGGAUCCCCAUGGUGAAACAUGCUUUCUCAUAAUCUGCUAAUCCCAUCAAGUAGUCACAGAUGCCUGCUGUGACCAUACUCAGUCGACUCAAAUCAGUGCCUCCAAGUAAAUGCUUUCCCUUCAGCAAUAUCAGCGGUAUACGAUGAGGACUGGAUGCGCGGGCAGAGAUAAAGAUGGGAGGAAAAGAAAGAAGAGAAAAUCUCCCUGCUUGGCAGCAUGUCUCAGAGUGGCCGUGCCCUUUCCAGAACAAAGAGGUGUCAACCCAAGGAAGCUCCCUUGCUGGGGCUGCAUCAUCCAAGCAGGUCUGGGGCCAGGUUCCAGCCCAGAGAAGUUGGAGCUGAGAAGCUGAGCUCCUCAAUUUCCUGGGUUUUGUUGGCGAUGAGUAUUGUUAUCACUUGGGAUUUUGGGUCUCUGUGGGAGCAGGCAUGGUACAUCUGCCCCACCAAGCCCGGUAGAUUUGCCUAUGUUUCAGCUGGCCAGUAUUUCCCAAAGAGGGUAUAAGGCUGCUUUCCCCCCAUCCUCAUACGUUAUUUGGCCAGGCAGACCACUUCUGAAACUUAGAAUGGCUGGAGGCAGGAGGGAGGCCCAGAGGUGAAUUUUCUAUCCGAGUUUUUCUCUCUCCUGUCAGCUGGAACUUGCCUGCCGUUUGUGCCGAUGCAUAUUCUAGUUCUGGUAGGGAAGAGGAUACAUUAAAUAUCCAUAUAACACGAUCAAACCAGUGGAUCAAAAAAAAACUGAGGCUGUUUUAUCUGAGAUUAAAAACCAACAACAAAAUAACAACCAAACGAAACCAACCCAAAAUAAGAAUAUGCAGCAUAACUUGAGAGGAAUCAUAGAAACCUCUUUAAAGAAGAAGAUCAAAUUAAAAUUGAGCUCCAGGGUCAUAGGACCCUCUCUAGUUGAAGAUAAUGUUGCUAUGAAUCAGAGAUAGAGGCUAUGGAAAAUGUCUCCGGGGCCUCCAGCCUUCCUAUACUAUGUUUAAAGAGAUAAUCCGCUUAUUGCUUUGCUCUUUUUAUUAGAAGAGAUUUCAAACAUGCAAUUUGGACUUUCUUUAACCACAGGAAAAUGCUUUUUCUCUUCCCAGUGUUGAGGAAUUCAUUUCAGAAAGAGCAAUGAAUAGUCAGCGUGGCUUAUUAGACCCAGUUUCCAUUUGUCAAGUGAUUGCAACAAUUAUAAAUAAAUGUUUUUUAAGUCGACAAUUUUAAGUGUUUACCAACAAGACCAGAAAACAUUCAUGUUCACAGAAGAAUUGACAGAGGAUUGUACAGGUAUAACAAUUCCUUUCCUUAACAAACUUGAAGAAAGGAUGAGAUGAAUUAUAAAUAAGUUGCAGUAUGGCAAUAAAAUGUUCAGCAGAUGCUGGUGGCUUCGAUGAAAAGUGAAAACUUUCAAAAUACUGCUGC